UCGAUCAGACAUAAACAAACUAAACACCGGCUAUUUACCUUCAUUAUAAAACCGAAAAAACACCUUUCUGCAGUGAUAAGAAAAUAUACAGUGGACAUAUCAGUGCUUUGUUACUGCUUAUCUAUUUUUUCAUCGUUCGUCUCUCCGUGUAUCUACCCACUUGGAAUCUGUUUUCAGAACCAAACAAUACUCGCGUCUUGACAGUUUGUUCCCCCUUUGUGCUCCGCUCGUUUUGAAAUCCAGCAGGAUAUGAUGUCCAAACUAUUCGACGAGUCUUCCGGCACUCGAAAUGCAAUCCUGGUUGCAGUCGGAAUCGGGGCAACCACCCUGCUCGGAUAUGCUGCCUACCGCUGUGUGAAAAAGCAUCUGGAUAACAUUCCUCCGAAGGAAUGGCACAGAGUUGGUGAGAUCACCGAUCUCAACAUCUAUCCGAUUAAAUCAUGCGGUGCGAUUCGAGUAAAUCAGAUCGAAAGUUCGCUGAUUGGACCCCGGAUAAAACUGCUUCGGGAUCGGAUCUUCAUGGUGAUUCAAACCGAUGGAUCUUUCAUCACCGGUCGAACCCAUCCGACUCUGGUGUUGGUUCAGCCGCGCUUUGAUGAGAAGUACGAAACGAUGACUCUUUCCGCGCCGGGUAUGAUGGAUAUCAGUGUGGACGUGCAGCGAUUAUUAGCGAUCGAACCGAUUAAAGCCUCCGUCUGGGGACAGACGGUUCCAGCUGUGGACUGCGGCGAAGAGGUUGCUCGGUGGCUUUCCCGAUAUAUUCUGAGUGAGGACUUUGGAUUGCGUCUGGUUUUCUAUCCGUAUAAUUACUCCAGCCGGGAGGUGCGGGAGAAAAAUCGAAUAUUCGUUAAUUUGACCUCGACCGAUUCGGGUGCUCUUCACGAUUCGACUAGUUUCAUGCUUCUGUCGGAGGCGUCUGUGGCGGAUGUGAAUUCAAGGUUGGAGAAACCGGUGACGGCUUUGCAAUACCGGCCAAACUUUGUUGUGAAAGGACCGGCCGCAUACGAGGAGGACAAUUGGAAGUGGAUUAAGAUAGGCGAAACGAUCUAUCGGAAUCUGAAGCCGUGCACGAGGUGCAUCUUCAUCAACGUGGAUCCGGAAACUGGAAUACCCAGCACAAACUCGGAACCUCUGAAAACACUCAAAACGUACCGUCGACAACCGGGUCUUGGCGAUAAUCCAGUUCUUGGCAUGCAGAUGGGUGUCAAAAAGGAGGGAACUGUCCGCAUUGGCGAAAUCGUCUAUGUUGGAUGCUAGCAGUAUAUUGUGGUGCGAACUAGACCACCAAGCAUUCACUUUUUUGGAUUGGCUUACAUAGUUGUAGAUAAGCGGGAUCACGGUUGAAAUGAUUUAUGUUUCAUAUCAUAUCUACUAAGCUAAGAUGCAACCAAUCAUAUUCAGAAAAAUGCUCAAGUUGUAUGUUUCAGCUGUAAGUGUUGUUUUGAAAUGAUGUAUUAUCAUAUACUAUCCCCGGUUAUUUUGUAGAAAAUCUUAUUAGAGCUUUUUGGUCAGCCAUUUA
Molecule: messenger RNA, 1519 nt
Organism: Topomyia yanbarensis
Lineage: Eukaryota; Metazoa; Arthropoda; Insecta; Diptera; Culicidae
Product: mitochondrial amidoxime-reducing component 1-like
Exons: 6
Coding region: 250-1257 (335 amino acids)
Molecular function (GO): pyridoxal phosphate binding; molybdenum ion binding; catalytic activity
Source: RefSeq, a predicted model, not a curated record